Messenger RNA from Dreissena polymorpha, 1367 nucleotides. Its product is annotated as histidine N-acetyltransferase-like. Gene Ontology annotation, molecular function: acyltransferase activity, transferring groups other than amino-acyl groups. NCBI's taxonomy places the organism in Eukaryota, Metazoa, Mollusca, Bivalvia, Myida, Dreissenidae. The transcript is spliced from 6 exons. Bases 189 to 1193 code for a protein of 334 amino acids. The record is from RefSeq and is a predicted model, not a curated record.
GUUAUCUCGUUAUCAAGCCUACAUAGACAUAUCAUUCGUUGUAUAGUGUUCCUUUACUGCCAUCGAAACUGUGUCAAACACCACUUUGUCGAAGAGAUAUUAGUUGUUUAUCUUCUUGGGUGUCAUUUACAAUCUAGGAUAUCACACAUAAUUCUAUUACAAGGAUGCAUAAGUUAUAUUAAAAAGGAAUGAAAGUAUCUUUGCCGUUGAUGUUUUUGAAGCACCGCAGUAAAUAUGCCGCGGACUUGCUUUUCCGGGAAGCGGGGCCAGGGGAUAAACAGGCGGUGCUAUCACUGCGCCAGAACGUUUAUAGAGGACUCGACUACCUACCGGAUUACUACGACUACUUCAUCGCUGACCGGAACCGGAAAUGCAUUAUUGGAGAAAUGAAAAACAAACCGGUCGUAUUUGGCGUUAUGUACGCAAUAGACGGGGGUCGGAGCAUGAUUGGGCAAGCUGGGCGAGUCCAUGAACGCUUUGAAAGACAAGGACUGUUUAGCGCGAUGAAUCAGUUUUUGAACGCCUAUGCUCGGUCUCUCGGCUGUAGAGCACGAGUGGCGAUGGUUGAAACGACCCUCAACAUGUAUACACGCUCGGAAAAAUUCAAGCAAACGCACACCGAAAUUACAUCAAAGUUACAUUAUGCUGGUGUCAUCACCCAUACAGUGCGAGACAGUCUACAACACAUUGUGUCAUCGUGCGAUGUUUCCGCCGAUAUUCGAACAGCCUCCCCCGCGGAAAUCCAGCAUUUAAUGGAGGCAGAGCAUCGUCGAGAAUAUUUGUUCCCAAAUAAUUCCAUGCUGCUCGACUACAUUCCAUAUCAGAGCAUUCCAGAAAAUAUUCCUCUGCUCUUCAAUCGAAACGUACAAAUUUUCUCAAACGUUUGCUGCGAAGAAAGUAGUCCGCAUGGUCUACUCACCGCCGGAAGUAAUUUCCUAUGUAGUCAUCCGCCAGAAUCCUAUACAAUUGACGUGUUUGGGACUGAUUCUACGCAACUUGAAAAUCAUAUUCUGUUUCAUUUGCACAGAGCUCUUCAAACCACGCACGGAGAGUUUUGUUUGCAAAUAUUUGUAGAAAAGGGUUACAUGGCACAAGAACUGUGUAACAUUCUCGUCAAACUGGACAUCCCAAAAUGCAACUGGUACGUGGAAGGCGGAGUUGCGGUGAAAUCAAUUGUUGAAGAAAGACUGUAAACGUUGUGUUUUCAAUGUCUCAUUAAAAAUCGUAUUAUGAUAAGAAUGAAAACUCUCCUUGUCAUCAUGACAACUUAAACAUCGUAAUACUGAAGUAACAAAAUAUAUUUGAAGUUUAAAACCAAAGUGUGAUAACAUGUCUUGAUGCCAUUGCAAUUAAAUUUCAAGUGUGGG